AUGGAAGAGACUGAGGAUAGUCUAUACCCAAUUGCGGUGUUAUUGGAUGAAUUAAGAGCUGAUGAUGUCAACUUUCGAUUAAACGCCAUCAGACGACUUUCGACCAUUGCCUUGGCUUUGGGAGUUCAAAGAACUAGAGAUGAACUUAUACCUUUUCUUGACGAAUCAAUCGAUGAUGAAGAUGAAGUAUUACUGGCAUUAGCUGAAGAGCUUGGUAAUUUCUGUGAAUAUGUUGGUGGCAAAGAGCAUGCGCAUAUUAUACUAGGACCUUUGGAAAAUCUUGCAGCGGUUGAGGAAACUCUUGUUAGAGAAAAAGCCGUUGAAUCUCUAACAAAAAUAGCGGUGGUCCUUUCUCAGCAACAAAUUGAAGAAUACUACAUACCACUUAUUAAACGUUUGGGCACUGGUGAUUGGUUUACAAGUCGUACUAGCGCUUGCGGUUUAUACGCGGCUGGAUACCAAAGUGCAACACCAAGUUCACAGGAAGAGCUGCGAUUGAUGUUCAAAGCAUUAGCUCAAGAUGACACACCGAUGGUUCGAAGGGCAGCAGCAGCUAACCUAGGAAAAUUUGCAAAAAAGAUUCCUAAAGAACAUGUAAUUUUAGAUAUUAUCCCAUUAUUUAGUAAACUUGCGGAAGAUGAACAGGAUUCCGUUCGUUUGCUAACGGUAGAGGAUCUUGUCGCAAUUGCUGAGAUUGCUAAAGCUGUAGGAGAUGAAGUAACGCGUGAAAACUUAGUGAUGGCCUUUGUUAAUUUGCUUAAAGAUAAUGAAGCCGAAGUAAGAACUGCUGCUUCUGGUCAGGUUCCAGAUUUGGUAACCGAUACAUCACAGCACGUUCGUGCAAGUUUAGCAACCCAAAUUAGUGGGCUGGCACCUAUUUUGGGCAAAGAAGCGUAUCUUUUGUCACAAAAUCUACUUCCGGCAAUAGUUGAAUUGGCAGAAGAUAAGCAAUGGCGUGUUCGGCUUGCAAUCAUUGAUUACAUUCCUCUGCUUGCUAGUCAGUUGGGUGUGGCAUUCUUUGAUGAAAAACUUGGAAGCCUUUGCAUGUCCUGGUUAGGAGAUAACGUAUAUUCUAUUCGUGAAGCUGCUACCAUAAAUUUGAAAAAAUUGACAGAAGUCUUUGGUGUCGAAUGGGCAAAGACCACAAUUAUACCAAAAGUACUGGAAAUGGGUACUAAUCAAAAUUAUUUAUAUAGAAUGACGACAAUUUUUGCUAUCACGACCAUGGCACCAGCUGUCACUCCGGAAGUCAUCAGAGACCACAUUCUUCCAACAGUAAACAAUCUUGUCUCGGAUCCUAUUCCCAAUAUUCGGUUUAAUGUUGCUAAAUCAUACGAAGUUUUAAUACCAGUUCUCAAACAAUGCGCUGAAACGGCUGUGUUGUUGGAAACUCAAGUAAAACCAGCAUUAGAUAAAUUACGGGAUGAUCCAGAUAAUGAUGUCAAAUAUUUUGCUGAAAAAGCACUACUUGCUG
Racocetra fulgida is the source of this 1474-nucleotide messenger RNA. The record is from the annotation of a GenBank genome assembly. NCBI's taxonomy places the organism in Eukaryota, Fungi, Glomeromycota, Glomeromycetes, Diversisporales, Gigasporaceae.